Molecule: messenger RNA, 1299 nt
Organism: Rubroshorea leprosula
Lineage: Eukaryota; Viridiplantae; Streptophyta; Magnoliopsida; Malvales; Dipterocarpaceae
Source: the annotation of a GenBank genome assembly
CUUCUUUUUCUCCCCAACAAGCCCCUCCCCAGCCGCCGACUUCCUCCUUGAAAAUUGGUGACAAAACUUGGAUAUUUUCCCCUCCUUGUUGUGCAAGAACAAGCUGUGGGACUUAGAACCCUCCCUCUAAAGUUGGAAAUUGCCAAUCUGCUCUGUUCUUCCUUCCCAUCGGCAAGCUAUUGUGGGUGUGUGGGUGUGAAAUUUUGGGUCUUUUCGGUAAGAAUUAGCCCUGAAACUCCUCUCUUUAACCUUGAUUGAUGUUGGGUUCACCCUAAUAUGGUUUGUUCUUCCAAUUUUGGGUUAAUUCCGUGAGUCCCCCUGUAGAAUUGCCACCGGCCUCUUCGCCCUGCCAGGUCCGGUUCUGCAGCUGGAAAAAUUCUGGAAUCUCGUGUUUCAAUUGGGAGGGAACAAUGAGGCUUUGGUUAGGUUCUUGAUUGUUCUAUCACCCCAGCACUUGGAGUGAAUUUUCUAUGUUAGGUGAUCGAGACCCGCGUGCCCUGCUCUUCCUCUCCCCCGACCCUCUGCAGCCGACGAACCCCCCAGCCACCGCCACCCAUUUUUCGGCCGGAAAUCCGGCAAAGUUUGGGGAUUUCUCCCUAUUUUCUUGUCUUAGAACACCUGUUGAACCCAGAAAAUCCCAGAUCUGCGUCUUCCUCCCUCUGCUGUCCGUCGGCUUCAACUUGUGGGUUUGAAAUUUCUGGGCAUUUUUCGCCGCGAGUUCCCCUGCAGAAUUUCUUCUUCUCUGCCGUCGGCUUCUCCCCCCCUGCUAGGCUCGGUUUUGCUUGCUAAAUUUUGGUAAGUUGUCGGCUUUUCCAAGCUUAAAAUUACCCAUUUAAUUGCUGGGUUUUGUCCAUUAGUUGAUGCUCUGUGUUGUCCAAAUCUGCUGGGAUAGGGGAUGAAUUUGGCAGCCAUUUUAAAUGUGUUUUGUGCUUAGUUUAUGUAGGAAUUUUGUUAAUUAGGCUGUUGUGAUGUUGUGUAGGAGUAAUCCCGUGACUUAGCCAUUGUUGGCCAAGGCCGUGGGUCUCCAUUGCUUGUCCGGGAAAUUGGAAUGAAUUUUGGUAGCUUUAAGCUAUGUUUUAAGUGUGGUUUAAGUAGAAAAUUAGCUUGUUAUGACUGUUGUGAGAUUUUGGAGAGAAACCCCGUGAAUUAGCUAUGUUUUGUUAAUUUUGGGAGUUGAAGUUACUGUUCACGAGGUACAGUUCACUGGGUACUGUUCAUAGGCACUGUUCACACACAGAGGGUUAACGAUUAACGGGAUUUAAAGGUUUUGAUCGUUCUGUCACCGUAGCACUUGGGUUA